UAUCAAUAUCAUCUCUCUCUCUCUCUCUCUCUCUCUCUCUCUCUCUCUGGUUCUUUCUGUCUUUACUGUCAUUCUCCUCUAAUUUUCUUAGGAAAAUUUACUCAGCCAAACAAAGCCUUCGAUUUCAAGUCUAUUCUGCAUGUUACGUUUGAACACCAAGUCACUUUGAAUCUGUUGAAGAGAAUCUCAGUUCCUAUUGAAACCCAAGGACACUUGUUUUUCACUUCUUUUCUUUCAUUCCGAAAUUGCACAGUAAAAAAAAAAAAAUUUGAAGUUUGUCUCAGAGAUUUUUUUUUUAUAUAUUUAUUUAUCUUUAGAUAGUAUUGGAAAUGCGGAACAGCCAGCGGUUUUUCAAGGUGUUACGGCCGAUCGGAAAAUCGCCAGCGAUUUGAUGGAAUCGACACUGUUUAGUGCUGCAGCUUUGGACAUUUCAUGGAGUUAAUAAUACGCUGUAGUCCAUAUUCGCUCACUAGAUUUGACAUUAAGCUCAGAUUUGUAGUAAUUGUUUUCGGGAUUGCAGUUAUAUUUUUAUGCGUUCAAGCUGCUAAUGCGGACACUCAAGAACACCCAAUUCAAUGGCAAGGACCAGAAAGUGGAGGUGGAAAUAUUGUCUCACAUUCAUGCAUUCACGACCAGAUAAUUGAACAGAGGAGGCGACCUGGUCGCAAGGUGUACUCUGUUACCCCACAGGUUUAUGAUCAGUCUGUUAUGUCAAAAUCCUUUCAUCACAAAGGAAGGGCAUUGCUUGGAAUUUCAGAAUUGCAAUCGCAGCAAAAGGAUGCAAAGCAACCUAUUAGGAUUUUUUUAAAUUAUGAUGCUGUUGGACAUUCACCUGAUAGAGAUUGUCAAAAAGUUGGUGAUAUUGUGAAGCUUGGGGAACCUCCUGUGACUUCUUUUCUUGGCACUCCUUCUUGCAAUCCUCUUGGUAAUCCUCCAAUUUAUGGUGACUGCUGGUAUAACUGCACUUUGGAUGAUAUAUCAGGGGAGGACAAAAGGCGUCGCCUUCACAAGGCUUUGGGGCAGUCAGCUGAUUGGUUUAGGAGAGCAUUGGCUGUUGAGCCUGUGAAGGGGAACUUGCGGUUAAGUGGAUAUUCUGCAUGUGGACAAGAUGGAGGUGUGCAACUUCCACAUGAAUAUGUUGAAGAGGGUGUUUCUGAAGCAGACUUGGUUUUGUUGGUGACUACGAGACCUACAACAGGCAACACUCUUGCAUGGGCAGUUGCAUGUGAACGUGAUCAAUGGGGUCGCGCAAUUGCUGGACAUGUGAAUGUUGCUCCUCGCCAUUUGACGGCUGAGGCAGAGACGUUACUUUCAGCUACUUUAAUUCAUGAGGUUAUGCAUGUUCUUGGUUUUGAUCCCCACGCAUUUGCCCAUUUUAGGGAUGACAGGAAAAGAAGGCGUGUUCAGGUUACUGAACAAGUCAUGGAUGAAAAGCUUGGGCGGAUGGUAACACGAGUGGUGCUUCCACGUGUUGUCAUGCACUCACGACAUCAUUAUGGGGCAUUUUCUGAGAAUUUUACUGGUUUAGAACUUGAAGAUGGGGGAGGGCGUGGCACGUCAGGAUCACACUGGGAAAAAAGACUUCUGAUGAAUGAGAUUAUGACAGGAUCUGUGGAUACAAGAUCUGUAGUUUCAAAAAUGACGCUGGCUUUAUUGGAGGAUAGCGGGUGGUACCAGGCUAACUAUAGCAUGGCGGACCGUCUUGAUUGGGGUCGCAACCAAGGAACUGACUUUGUGACUUCCCCUUGCAAUCUCUGGAAGGGGGCAUACCAUUGCAACACAACCCAGUUAUCAGGUUGUACAUAUAACAGGGAGGCUGAGGGUUACUGCCCUAUUGUAAGUUAUAGUGGGGACCUCCCUCUGUGGGCUCGUUACUUUCCACAACCAAAUAAAGGUGGGCAGUCCUCAUUGGCUGAUUAUUGUACCUACUUUGUGGCUUACUCUGAUGGAUCAUGUACAGACACUAACAGCGCACGGGCACCCGACAGAAUGUUGGGUGAAGUUCGAGGGAGUAGCUCCAGGUGCAUGGCAUCAUCUUUAGUGCGCUCUGGCUUUGUGCGUGGUUCUGUGACCCAAGGAAAUGGUUGUUAUCAGCACAGAUGUGUAAACAUGUCUCUUGAGGUUGCUGUGGAUGGUAUGUGGAAAGUGUGUCCUGAAGCUGGUGGGCCAGUUCAGUUCCCUGGGUUCAAUGGUGAGCUGAUUUGCCCUGCUUUCCAUGAACUCUGUAGUAAAGGCUCAGUUUCUGUACCUGGGCAAUGUCCCAGUUCAUGUUAUUUUAAUGGAGACUGUGUUGAUGGAAAUUGUCACUGUUUCCUGGGAUUUCAUGGUCAUGAUUGUAGCAAACGCUCCUGCUCUGGUAAUUGCAAUGGGCAUGGCAUGUGCCUUUCAAAUGGGAUCUGUAAAUGCCAAAAUGGUUACACUGGCGUUGACUGUUCUACCGCUGCUUGUGAUGAACAAUGCAGCCUUCAUGGUGGGGUUUGUGAUAAUGGAGUUUGCGAAUUCCGAUGCUCAGAUUAUGCAGGCUACACAUGUCAGAAUAGCUCGACACUCCUCUCUGGCCUCUCUGUUUGCAGAAAUAUGCUGGAGAGUGAUAUGUCUGGUCAACAUUGUGCACCUAGCGAACCAAGUAUACUGCAGCAGCUAGAAGAAGUUGUUGUCAUGCCCAACUACCAUCGAUUGUUCCCUGGUGGUGCCCGGAAGCUAUUUAAUAUCUUUGGCAGCAGCUACUGUGAUACAGUUGCUAAACGAUUAGCGUGCUGGAUCUCCAUCCAAAAGUGUGACAACGAUGGUGAUGACAGGCUUCGGGUAUGCCAUUCGGCAUGUCAGUCGUAUAAUUUAGCUUGUGGAGCAUCGCUUGACUGUUCAGACCAAACCCUCUUUAGCAGUGAAGAGGAGGGCGAGGGCCAGUGCACGGGUUCUGGAGAGAUGAAGGUAUCAUGGUUGAAGCGUCUGGGGAUUAGGUUCUUUUCAAUUAAUACUUCAUUCAAAGGGACGUCUGUAGAAUGUAGGCAGCAGUAGUCUUCCCCCCUUUUUUUUUUUAAAAAAAAAUUCUUAUCUUAUUGGUUGUUUUUUUUGGCUUGUAAUUUUUACGAGGGCUCCAUUUUAGGAAAAAGGUGGCAUGCGGUGCACGUGCCCUAGAUGUAGGUGGUUGUCCUUCACUCAUCCCAAAUGCCAUUUAAGAAAUUUGGAUGGGAGGCUUUCAAAGAUGAAAGCAGCAUGUAGAGAUUCGGAAAUGUAUGCCAAAAAAAAAAAGGGAAAGCCUUGUUAAUGAGUAAAAGAGGUUCGGCCGAAGGCCUUUGAAGAAUGAAAAGCCUCAUGUUUUCUUGUUUA
Messenger RNA from Hevea brasiliensis (rubber tree), 3330 nucleotides. RefSeq lists its product as uncharacterized. Gene Ontology annotation, cellular component: cytoplasm; membrane. Bases 433 to 3018 code for a protein of 861 amino acids. Lineage: Eukaryota; Viridiplantae; Streptophyta; Magnoliopsida; Malpighiales; Euphorbiaceae. Gene Ontology annotation, biological process: cell adhesion; proteolysis. The transcript has 17 exons. Gene Ontology annotation, molecular function: metalloendopeptidase activity. The record is from RefSeq and is a predicted model, not a curated record.